AUCAUAAGAGUGACAACAGUGUAUUGUUCCCGAAAACACGCCUCUAGUCAACCUAAAUUUACCAACAUGGUUUCCUUCAAGGUCUUCGCCAUUCUACCUUACGCCCUCGCGGCUGCGGCGGCGGCUACCUCGCCCAUGCCCCGCGAUACUCCUUCGACUUCAUACCUUAUUCUGCGAACUUGUGUUCCACCCACAAACUGCGGUGCACCUGUUGGCAACUGCGAGUUCUGCUGUGCCGGUCGCAAACCCAACAGCAACACCUGUCAUUCCCAUGGCGGCGUCUGCCCUGAUGGAACCACAGAGUAUCACUGCGAUGAUGCUACUCGCUAGAUCCAAGUUCUCUUCAACUGGGAUGAGCGACGAGUUACGCAAUGCACCUACAGUCAAUGAAACACACAUAUGGAGGUUACAGAAAGCGUCAAUACAUAUAAUCUAGAACCUUAAGAGUUUCAGACCGAGGAGUGCAAAGAGUGCGCGACGCUUUCAUUUUGGUUAUAGAUCUGAAGGAACCUAGUUGAAAGCAGUGUUCAACACCCUGCUUCACAGUAUUAAAGCAACAUUCAAGAAACUAUAUAUUCAGUGAACAAUUGCAAUACAAGAGCUCUUCUGCUUAACUCUUAUAUUCCAACUCUACCACAGUAAGAUAUCUAAGGGUCCUUGAAGGCGAGGGCACGCUCCACCGCU
This is a messenger RNA of Trichoderma virens Gv29-8, 684 nucleotides long. RefSeq lists its product as uncharacterized. The record is from RefSeq and is a predicted model, not a curated record. The transcript has 2 exons. Lineage: Eukaryota; Fungi; Ascomycota; Sordariomycetes; Hypocreales; Hypocreaceae. The coding region runs from base 67 to 330 and encodes 87 amino acids.